GGCUGUGCCCAUUCUUGCGAUUAAUCUACAGAACACUGAAAAGCAACCUGUUUGUUUCAGAGCUCUAACAGCGUUUAAGUCAUGGGGAUAUUAGAUUUAUUUCUCCAGACUUCCAGUUCUGUCUCCCUGUUGGGGGCUCUACUGGUUCUGGUGCUGGUCUACCUUGUGUCCUCCUCCAGCUUCAGCUCACAGCAACACAUGAAAGAGCCUCCAGGACCCAGACCACUUCCCCUGCUUGGAAACCUGUUGCAGUUGGACCUCAAGAGAACCUACCACUCAUUAUUGAUGUUGUCCAAGGAAUAUGGAUCAGUGUUCACCGUUUAUUUGGGACGCCAGAAAGUUGUGGUUCUGGCCGGAUACAAGACGGUGAAGGAGGCGCUCGUUAACCAUGCUGAAGAGUUCGGAGAAAGAGACUCAAUGUUUAUUAUGCAAGAAGUCAAUGGCGGACAUGGGGUCAUUUGGUCCAAUGGGGAUGCGUGGAAAGAAUUGAGGCGCUUUACCUUGACAAACCUAAGAGAUUAUGGGAUGGGUAAAAAAGCGAGUGAGGACAAAAUUAUUGAGGAAUGCCAGUACCUCGCUGAAGUGUUCACCAAGUUCAAGGGAGAAGCCUUCGAUACGACCCAACCCUUGAGCUGUGCAGUCUCUAAUAUUAUCUGCUCCAUGGUUUAUGGAAACAGAUUUGAAUAUGAUGAUUCAGAGUUUACGUCUUUGGUUUAUCGAACAAACAAACAAUUUCAACUCUUGGCCUCUCCGUCAGUACAGUUAUACAACCUGUUCCCAUGGAUUGGUAAAUUCUUCAGUACCCCGAAGGAUAUCAAGAAAAACUUUGAAGACAAUAAGGAACAGAACGUGAGGCUGUUCAGACGUCUGAAAGAGACUCUCAGUCCACAGAUGUGCAGAGGAUUCGUAGACGCCUUUCUGGUUCAAAAGGAACAUCUGGAGGUUGGGAGGCACUUUCCUAUCACAAAAUCUGGGAACACCAACAGUCCCUACCACGAUAAAAACCUCUUGAUGACAGUUCUCAAUCUGUUUGCUGCCGGGACCGAUACAACUGCAACUACUCUGAGAUGGGGACUCCUGCUUAUGGCCAAGUAUCCAAAAAUACAGGACCAGGUCCAGGAGGAGCUGAGCAGGGUGAUCGGAAGUCGUCAGGUGCAGGUUGAAGACAGGAAGAACCUGCCCUUCAUUGACGCCGUCAUCCAUGAGACGCAGAGACUGGCCAACAUCGUCCCGAUGGCUCUGCCUCACAAGACGAGCCAGGACGUCACCUUCCAGGGUCACUUCAUCAAGAAGGGGACCACCGUGUACCCUCUGUUGACAUCUGUCCUCUACGAUGAGAACGAGUGGGAGAAACCUCACUCCUUCCAUCCCGCCCACUUCCUGAACAAAGAGGGAAAGUUCGUCAAGCGAGACGCCUUCAUGCCGUUUUCUGCAGGUCGCAGGGUUUGUCUCGGAGAGAGUCUGGCCAGGAUGGAGCUCUUCAUCUUCUUCGUCACCCUCCUGCAGCGCUUCCGUUUCACCCCAGCUCCGGGAGUUUCUGAGGACGACCUGGAUCUGACUCCAUUUGUGGGAUUAACCCUCAACCCCUCCCCCCAUGAAUUGUGUGCUGUUCCCUGUAUGUGAGGAGGAGGUUGAGGGCGUGGAAAUGAAAAGUCAGAUGCAGUUAAAUAGUGAAUGAAUUUGAUCAGCACCAUUAAUGUGGGCAAUUAAAACUUAAAUGUAAAAUCCUGAUUACAGAGGGGCUCCUCAGAGAGAUGAUGUUAUAUCUGAUUGUUUGCACUAAAAAAUGAAACUGUUAAUUCUCCUUUGGUAGUUGUGACCACUUCAAUUACAACAAACAGCGUCUUCAGGAGCUCAGGACUCUGCUCGCUGUCCCUCUUGAUUCCUGCUCUCUCUCAACUCGAUGGAAAAGUUAAUCAGUCUUUAGUCAUAGUCUCAGUAAAAGACUAUGUUGGUUCUCUAAAUGGUUUCAAGGAUCUGUUUGCUCUCAUAUCCUAUUUCGUAGGUUGCUCAUGUGACAUCCAGCUCCCACAUAGCUCGUGUACUGACUCCGUGCAUGCAGGCCUUAUCACAGGUCAGAGUCCGGCCUCUUGUUUACCUUCUCGAGGAACUCAGCUCUUACAUAAGUCCUUACACAACACAAACUGUGAAAGGUCGAAUGAGAGACUCCGACAAUCAACAGAGACAUUUUCACAGAAUAUCACGAGAAAUUAUCAAUAAAAUUAACUUUUAAUUUGCCUAGA
Molecule: messenger RNA, 2243 nt
Organism: Platichthys flesus (European flounder)
Lineage: Eukaryota; Metazoa; Chordata; Actinopteri; Pleuronectiformes; Pleuronectidae
Product: cytochrome P450 2K1-like
Exons: 9
Coding region: 82-1623 (513 amino acids)
Biological process (GO): xenobiotic metabolic process
Cellular component (GO): intracellular membrane-bounded organelle; cytoplasm
Molecular function (GO): oxidoreductase activity, acting on paired donors, with incorporation or reduction of molecular oxygen, reduced flavin or flavoprotein as one donor, and incorporation of one atom of oxygen; iron ion binding; heme binding
Source: RefSeq, a predicted model, not a curated record